AUGGCCGACCACAUAACUUCAAAGCUCAACCCAGAGACCCACCUCAUUUUGGACCAACCCCUUCUCCGUCUCCCCUUCGAGCUCCUCCGCAAAAAUUUCAAGUCCGCCCACCGCUCCGUAGAAAUGGAUUCUUCGUCCGUCAAGUCUACCCUCAAAGAGACCGCCCUCGUCUCCCAAUCUCCCUCGUCUAGCGACCCCGCCGAGAUCCUCAAGAACGUCGACUCGAUGCUCGUCCGCAUGCGUAACCUCAAGCGCAAGCUUGCUGCUGCCUCGGAAGAAGAAGCCCGCUUGCAUCAGCAGUCGGCGAGUAGGAUUAAGCAUAUAGGGGAGCUGUACGGUAUGCAGAGCUUAGAUGACGUGAAGUACGAGGAGUGGAGUCGGACGCGGCUGGACAGGUUAUUGGUAGACUAUCUGCUCAGGAAUGGGUAUAGGCAGAGCGCAGGGGCGCUGGCGAGGGAGAAGGGCAUUGAGGAGUUGGUGGAUGUGGAGACUUUUGUGCAGAUGGGGAAGAUCAGAGAAUCUCUGCUGAACGGGAGGACACAGGAAGCCUUGGCGUGGUGUCAGGAGAACAAGAAGGAUUUGCGGAGGAUGGAGAGUAGUCUCGAGUUCAUGCUCCGCUUUCAGCAGUACAUCGAGUUGGUGCGCAGUCAGGAACAGGCGAAGCUGCUGGAGAGUAUUGCGCACGCAAAAAAGUACUUACUACCCUUUCGAGAAGCAUAUCCGAAGGAGGUGCAACAAGCCUGUGGACUUCUCGCAUUUCCUCCCACGACGAGAGCAGAGGCAUAUUCCGAACUAUACUCGUUCACUCGCUGGACCACCCUCUCCAACCUCUUCGCAACAACCCACAACGCCCUGCUUUCUCUCCCCUCCGUCCCUCUCCUUCACAUUGCCCUCUCGGCCGGCCUCUCCGCCCUCAAAACCCCCUCCUGCCACUCCUCACACCACCUCCCCUCCUCCUCUUCCACCCGCCCCCAAACUCAAACCCAAUCCCAAUCCAUUUCACCCACCUCGUCCUCCUCACUAACAACAUCCGUCUGCCCCAUCUGCUCUACCGAGCUUAACGAUCUCGCCCGCAACGUACCCUACGCGCACCACACCACCAGCCACGUGGAAAGCGAUUUAGUGCUGCUGCCGAACAAUUGCGUCUAUGGACUCGAAAGGCUUGAAGAAUAUAGUCGGAAAGCAGGCUUGGAGAAGGGGUGGGUGAGGGAUUUGAGGGAAGGCGGCAGCGGGAAAUUGUACAAGGUUGAGGAUUUAAAGAAAGUGUACAUUUCAUAG
This is a messenger RNA of Drepanopeziza brunnea f. sp. 'multigermtubi' MB_m1, 1278 nucleotides long. RefSeq lists its product as uncharacterized. Gene Ontology annotation, molecular function: protein binding; ubiquitin protein ligase activity. The record is from RefSeq and is a predicted model, not a curated record. Lineage: Eukaryota; Fungi; Ascomycota; Leotiomycetes; Helotiales; Drepanopezizaceae. Gene Ontology annotation, cellular component: GID complex; cytoplasm; nucleus. Gene Ontology annotation, biological process: proteasome-mediated ubiquitin-dependent protein catabolic process.